ACGGAAGCCGCCGGCUUUCCGUCACUCUUGCCGUCACUCUUGCCCAAUCAGUGCGCGUCCCCGUUGUUUGACUGGCUUUUUGAAUUAACUUAAACUCUAACAGGCUGACAGUCUCUGGACUACUAUGAAGUAGUUAGCCGUCAACAAACGAAAGCAACCACAUUUCGACAAUUUGGACUAUUUUCACGCUUAAAGGACAACAUGCAUUGAUACCAGACUUGACAUUUAACGAAGAGAUGUUACAGAUUUGUUGAAGAGGGAUUCCCAUCAAUUCUUCACUGUAUUGAUGACAUAACUUACUAGCUCGGUAGCUAGCUAAGUUAGCUAGAGAGCUGAUUGAAUUUAACGGGUUCAGCAGCCGAUUUAGCUGUGCCAGGUCCCCUCUCUGUUCUUUUAUCUAAGAUAACGUACCAGUCACCGAAACAGUCGUUUGGACAGUUUGGUGCCUCCUUAAAUUCCUGCCAUGGCUGACAGCAGCAUAGUGACUUUAGGGACAGCUCGGAGUCUGUUGGUGGAUUCUUCUGUCUAUGAUUCGAGGACAGCCGAAAACACCAAGGACCAUGUGUUUCUGGGCAUGGCAUGUGAAGACGGGGAAGAUAUGCUGCCAAAAGUGGAGACAAGGGUUGUUCUGGUGGGAGAAGCGGGCAGAAAUGGAGCGCUGGUCAAAGCACUGCAGGCCGUCAGAGUAAUGGAGGUACCAGUGGUAAAGAUAAGAGAAGGCGAGGCGGGUCCCAAGGAGAAAAUGAUGAUAAAAUCUAUAGUCAAUAUGGACAUCAACACCCCGUGCAUAAUUACAGACAACUACCAGGAGUUUGGAGAUGGAGAGAACACUGAUUUUGAAACCGUGUUCAUCCUCACAGACUUUGAUUCUCCCGAAUACAGCUACCUCUACAAACGCGACAACCGCAUUGUUGGGCCUCCUGUUGUGCUGCACUGUGCUGCCAAGCAGGAACCUCUACAGUUUUCAUGUCGUCCUCUCUACUGCACCACCAUGCUUAACCUGUCGCUGUGUUUCACGGGCUUCAGAAACAAAGAGGAAAUGAAGAACUUGGUGAAUCUGGUUCAUCACAUGGGUGGGACCAUCCGGAAAGACUUCAGCACCAAGGUUACUCAUCUCAUCGCCUAUUCCACUCAUGGAGAGAAAUACAGGCUGGCAGUGUGCAUGGGGACACCCAUCCUCACUUCAUCAUGGAUUCAUAAGGCCUGGGAGAGAAGAGACGACAUGUACUUCCAUGCAGGAGAAGAGGAGUUUCGAACAGAGUUCAAAGUGCCUCCAUUCCAGGAUUGCAUUCUCAGUUUUUUGGGUUUCUCAGAUGAAGAGAAGGCCAACAUGGAGGAGAGGACUCUCAAACACGGUGGCAGUUACCUGGAGAUUGGAGAUGAGAGGUGUACACACAUGGUGGUGGAGGAAAACUCAGUAAAGGAGCUGCCAUUUUCUCUCUCUAAGAAACUCUUCGUGGUCAAACAGGAGUGGUUCUGGGGAAGCAUUCAGAUGGACGCUCGGGCCGGAGAGUCCAUGUACCUCUACAAGAAGAACGACAGCCCAGCCAUGAAGAAGGCAGUGUCCCUCCUGUCCCUCACCACCCCGAACAGUAACCGUAAGCGUCGGCGUCUGAGGGACACACUGGCUCAGCUCACCAAGGAGACAGAGAUCUCCCCCUUCCCUCCACCACGCAAAAGGCCGUCAGCAGAGCACUCCCUGUCCAUGAGUUCUCUGCUGGACAUCUCUAACACCCCUGAGACAUGCAAGGCCUUGGCAGAAGACAGACUAGGGAACAGUUCAGAGAGCAAAAGAGACGAUGCUGUGACCAGGAAUAGGAUAAGAAGAAGGAAAAUCAGGAAAAGGUGGAUUAGGACAGACAGGGAAGAGAGGAGGAAAAAGUCCCACCUGAGCACAGGUUUCCUUCAACAACUAGAGAAGGAGCAGCAGCAGCCAGAAACUUCUGCAGAGUGUUCAAAGCCAUCCAAGAGUUCAACUCCGGUUCUGUCCAGGCAGUCAGCCAGGUGGCAGGUCUCCAAGGAGCUCUACCAGACUGAGAGCAACUAUGUAGACAUUUUAAGCACCAUCCUACAGCUUUUCAAGCUUCCAUUAGAAAAAGAGGGGCAAGUGGGCGGGCCCAUCCUAGCCCAAGAAGAAAUUAAGACUAUAUUUGGCAGCAUCCCAGACAUCUACGAGGUUCACACCAGAAUAAAGAGUGACCUUGAGGAGCUCCUGACAGACUGGUCAGAAGACAGGAGUGUAGGAGACAUCAUUCUCAAAUAUUCUAAAGAGCUGGUGAAGGCCUACCCACCCUUUGUCAACUUCUUUGAAAUGAGCAAGGAGACGAUUGUAAGGUGUGAGAAACAAAAACCACGCUUCCAUGCUUUUCUCAAGAUCAACCAGGCCAAGCCAGAGUGCGGCAGGCAGACACUAGUGGAGCUACUCAUCAGACCUGUACAGAGACUGCCUAGUGUGGCCCUUCUUCUUAACGACAUAAAGAAGCAUACGUCAGAUGACAACCCAGACAAGAUAACAUUGGAGAAAGCAAUUGAGUCUUUGAAAGAAGUCAUGACUCACAUCAACGAGGACAAAAGGAAGACUGAAGGCCAGAAGCAGAUCUUUGAUGUUGUUUAUGAAGUUGAUGGCUGUCCUGCCAAUUUGCUGUCCUCCCAUCGCAGUCUGGUUUACCGAGUAGAAACAAUUGCCCUGGGAGACCAGCCAUGUGACCGUGGAGAACAUGUCACACUCUUCCUCUUCAAUGACUGCCUUGAGAUUGCAAGGAAGCGACACAAGGCGAUCAAUACGUUUAAGAGUCCACUGGGACAGACGAGACCGCCACCCCCGCUCAAACACAUUGCACUGAUGCCGUUGUCCCAGAUUCGAAGAGUGCUGGAUCUGCAGGACACAGAGGAGUGUGUGAAUGCUUUCGCCUUGGUGGUUCGCCCUCCAACUGAACAGGAGAACCUGUUGUUUAGCUUCCAACUGGCUGGAGAGGAAACAGUUAAAAGCACCUGGCUGCGAACACUUUGCCGCCACGUCGCCAACACCAUCUGCAGGGCUGAUGCGGAGGAUCUGAUUCAGUGUACAGACCCAGACUCACUACAGGUCAGCACCAAGGAUAUGGACAGCACCCUGAGCAAAGCCUCCAGAGCCAUCAAGAAGACCUCUAAAAAGGUGACGAGGGCUUUUUCUUUCACUAAGACCCCGAAGCGUGUGAUCCAGAGGGCGUUCAUGGCCAACAGUACUCCAGAUGAGAAAAGCCAGAGGCUGAGUUGUGACAACCGCAUUAGCAGCAGCUCCACGCUAGCUACACACCAUUCCCCCUCCAUGGUCAAUCUGCCUUCCAUGUUUGAGAGGAAGUACCACACAUUCAGUCGUUCGACCACCCACCUCUUCUGAGGUGCUGCUGCUUGGGAGCACCAGCAGGGGUUGACCCAUCUUUUCACCUCCAUUGCCUUGACUGCCGCUAACGGCAAGAUCUGACCCGAUAUGUGUAUGAAGUUACCUAGAAGUAAACUAUUUUACAUGCUGCAGCUCUGCACAGACUUUCCAAAUCCAGAAGAAAAGACAUUUAGCCACAUUCUGAAAAAUGCACUGAAUCUAGGGACAUACGUCAAUAUGGUAUGUGGCAGUAUCAGUGUUGUCCAGCUACUGUUCAAGCUCAAACUUGGGCCAAGUAGGGUUAAAACAAUAAACCAAUUGUUCAUCAACCUGAUGCGUAUCAUGAUGUGACGUAUUCACCUAAAAUUAGUCUGUGUUGCUGAGAACUUGCAAGAAAAGUAUAAUGCCAUGAUCUGACAAGGCAGUUUGGUGCAUCUUCCCAAACAUGCACAAUGCUUCAAUUAAGACAAGGAGCAAACUGGAACGGUACUGCACCAGGCUAGGGGCUACAGGUGUGUGAUUACCACAGGUUCUGGUAAGGUUUGCCUUACCCUUAAAAAAUGAAGGAUGCUCUUUUUGUCUGCAAUUGUUAAUGGGUUAUCUUGACGUAAUUUUUUGGUUUUUUAUUUUUCUUAACGUACAUUACCAGACACAUUACAUUUUGUGUUUAUACGUUGCCUGUUCAGCUUCCUGGUUGGUUACCAUUGUUGGCAUUGUUCAGUGAUGUGUUAACACUAACUAUAGACCAAGUAAACAUCAUGUCUGUCCUCUGGUUUAAAUGUGGACUUCAUGCUGUCCCCAAAUGUCCCUGGAUGGUAGUUUUAUUUUACUGUGCUUUGGGAAAGUAAAAUAGCAUGUAAGUUCAGAUGUUGAGGUUUUUCUGGUUAACAUAUGCAGGUUGAUAAGCUCUUUGUGUGUUUCAUGUACUAGUUAAAGUUACAAGUUUGACCUCUCUUGCCCUUUACUGUGUUGUGGCUUUUUUAAUCAGACCCUUUUAUAUUAACUGACAUUUAAUGUUGUCUUAUUGUAGUGGGCUAGACUUAAUUUCACCUGUAUAAUAAUAUUACUUAUUGUAAUUAACCCACCUUCAAAAUGUAAACUUAUGAUAGCUUCCAGCUUUUAUAAAGCUUCUAUUUUAACAUUUAAGAGAUUCGAGAAGAAUAAAAGCACUUGUGCUCUUCUUCCUUGUUCGUCCACGUUUUAAAAUAUAUUUUUACUGUCUAUACCGUGUCUGUAUAUCUGUGUAUGUUUAAGAAGGGAUGCUGCAUCAGUGUACAUAUUUAUUCUUGAUGAAUACAGUUUUCUUUAUUUCUCUUGCAAUUUUUUUCCACUUUUGUCGUUUCUCUAAUGCUGUUUUCAUUUACCUUCAAUUGUCUACUGUUGUUUCAUCUCUGUAUUAAAUGCACUUAAACAUGUA
This is a messenger RNA of Siniperca chuatsi (mandarin fish), 4778 nucleotides long. RefSeq names its product epithelial cell transforming 2 (gene ect2). Bases 464 to 3379 code for a protein of 971 amino acids. Gene Ontology annotation, biological process: activation of GTPase activity; mitotic cytokinesis; regulation of cytokinesis, actomyosin contractile ring assembly. Gene Ontology annotation, cellular component: cell cortex; nucleus. The transcript has 26 exons. NCBI's taxonomy places the organism in Eukaryota, Metazoa, Chordata, Actinopteri, Centrarchiformes, Sinipercidae. Gene Ontology annotation, molecular function: guanyl-nucleotide exchange factor activity; GTPase activator activity. The record is from RefSeq and is a predicted model, not a curated record.